AUGAGCGGUCCAACCGUGAAGAGCAAACGCGGCCCAACCGUCCUCAUGACCGACACUCGAGAUGCGCCGCCUCGCGGGGCUCUGCAGCGCCAGCCAACUUCAACUUCAACUUCACAGAGAGCUCCAGCGAAGCUCAUUUCAGUCGACAACAUCCUGCAGUACGCCUCGGACAUUCCCUCCCAACAGCGCCGCGGUCCGCCCAACGCUCGCCCGCUCAAUCAUACACGCACCCCCAGCGGCCGACACCCUCUCGACCCAAAACUCGCCGGUCGCUUGAUCCCGGCGCACAUGCCCACGAGAUCCAGCAAGCUCAGCGAGAAGCUUGUCCUGCUGCCGGAAACCGAUGCCGAAGAGGAUGAGGACGAGAAGGGCGAGUUCGAUGAAGACGAGUACGAGGGACCGCCCACAGACGAGCUUCUCGCGCGGCGGACGGCCAAAGGCGGCCCCAAGGACAAGAGCUACGCAGAACGGCUGCCCAAAGCCCGCCGGACGGACAAGCUCGCGCGCGUCACGGCCUACUGCACCGCGCAAGCCUACAAGAUGAAGAGCACGGCCGAGUUCGUCAAGGACCAACACAAUGCCCGGACCAAGCUCUACGACGACUGCCUCUACACCGUCUACCACCUGCCCUUACUCGCCGGCAGCGACGGCUACCGGGUGCGCAGCAGUCCUGCGCUGAAGAGCCCCGGCGGAAAGACAGUCCUGGACGAAGAGAUUGAGCGCAACGAGCAGCGCGACCACCACGAAGGCUACUUUGGCGACGAAGAAACCUACUUUGUCCACGGCGACGACAUCCACCCCGACGACACCAGCCGCGACUCGAGCGAGAACACACGUGUCGCGCCCAAUGCCAUGCAGUUCGGCGAGAUGUUCGUCUUCUCGUACGGUGUUGCUGUAUUCUGGAACUUCACCGAGAAGCAAGAAAAGGACAUCCUGGCUGACUUGACCUUCUCGUCCACCGCGACUGGCGUUUCGCUGGCCUCCCGACCAUUGAUCGAAUCCGACUUUGAGACGGAGGAAUUCCAUUUCGAAUACAACCCCGAAAUACAGAGACCGAGGGUGUACAACGACAUGAUUACGCUCAAGAGUGGCGACCACAUGAUCAAACUCGCCAUGAGCCACGCCAUCGCCCAGAGCACCAAGCUCAGCUUAUUUGAAGAGGGCAUGAGCCGGACUAUGCUCGCCGCCCAAUACGUCCCCAAACGUCUAGCCCUCACAGGCAACCUGGGCAUGAAGCGCAGCGACGUGGUCAAAAUGAUCGGCUCCCUUUUCACAUCUCGUGUAAACGUCAAUCUAUCAUCGAAUAUGCUCGACACGCCCAAUUUCUUCUGGGACUCUGAACCCACUCUGCACCCCCUCUACACCGCCGUCCGCGAAUACCUCGAAAUCAAGCCACGCAUCCAGGUCCUCAACGAGCGCUGCCAGGUCUUCCUCGACCUUGGCGAAAUCCUCUCCGACAGCAUCAGCGACAAGAAGAUGACGCGCAUUACGUGGAUCAUUAUUGUUCUGAUUGUCCUGAGUAUUUGCAUCACGUGUCUCGAGGUGCUGCUCCGCUUUGCAAUUUUGACCAAGCAGGGCAAGGGCAGGGUCGCUGAUGGCAUGCCUGUUGAUGGUAUGCACAAUAAUGCAUUGCAGGGAAUAAGUCCUCCAGCGCUUGCGGGGCCAGGGCUACUUGCGGCGAGAGGGAUUGUUUGGGUUGGGGGUGGAGUCAAGGGGUUGAUCAUGUGA
Messenger RNA from Parastagonospora nodorum SN15, 1728 nucleotides. RefSeq lists its product as hypothetical. The record is from RefSeq and is a predicted model, not a curated record. NCBI's taxonomy places the organism in Eukaryota, Fungi, Ascomycota, Dothideomycetes, Pleosporales, Phaeosphaeriaceae. The transcript is spliced from 3 exons. The coding region runs from base 1 to 1728 and encodes 575 amino acids.